This is a messenger RNA of Octopus sinensis (East Asian common octopus), 1077 nucleotides long. RefSeq lists its product as uncharacterized. NCBI's taxonomy places the organism in Eukaryota, Metazoa, Mollusca, Cephalopoda, Octopoda, Octopodidae. The transcript has a single exon. The coding region runs from base 1 to 1077 and encodes 358 amino acids. The record is from RefSeq and is a predicted model, not a curated record.
AUGCCGAGACCUGAAAGCGAAUUUCCUCCAAGGAUGAAGGACCAUUCAUUAAUCAAUUUCGUAACUACGACGACUUCAUCUAAGAAAGAUUUGAUGGAUCUGCAACUCGCUAGAUACAUAUUUUCUACAAACACUCCGUUUGCUGCUGUAGAACAUCCCGAAUUUGUCAAAUUCGUCCAAAUGCUUCUUCCUGGGUAUCGUUUACCCUCUCGUCAUCAAAUUGGUGGUACAUUACUUGAUCAUGUGUACGACCAAAUACAUGAAGACUGUCGACAAAGACUCCAGGACAAAACAGUGUCUAUGAUGUUGGACGGGUGGAGCAACAUUCAUAAUGAACCCGUUAUUUGUGUCUCGGUUGUGACAUCAGAUGGGGAAAAUUAUCUCAUUGACACUGUGGACACUUCUGGAUAUAGCCACACUGCGGAAUAUCUUCAAUCUGUUGCUUUAGCCUCCGCACAAUUGGCUGAACAACGGUUUGGAUGUAAAAUCGGCAGUCUUGUAACGGAUAAUGCUGCCAACAUGACUAAAAUGAGACGGAUAAUGAUGGAAGAUGGCAAUGAAAUAAUUACUUAUGGUUGCUCGGCACAUUAUCUCAACCUUCUUGUGAAGGAUGUCGAGGUAGCGGACGUUAAAGGAACUAUUGUAACAAUCAAUAAAUAUUUCCGAAACGUCCAUCUUCCAGCUGCAUGGUACAAAUCUAAUGGAGGAAAAAAACUCGUUCUUCCGAUUGAUGUACGGUGGAACACUUUAUCAGACUGUUUUCAAUCUUAUCUGGAUAAUUGGUCUAUUAUUUUGAGAACUUGUGAGGAACACAGAACGGAUAUUGAUACAGAGAUUUUUUCCAAGGUCCAAAAUAUUUCCCUAAAACGACGCGUUGAAGAAUAUCUGAUGCUUAUUAAACCAAUUGCUGUCGCUUUAGAUAAAAUUCAGAAUGAUUCUACCACGAUUAGUCAUGCUGUAGAAAUUUGGAAAGAACUUGAACAGACAUAUAUUGACAAUGGAUGUACGAAUAUUUUAGGAAAAGUGAGAAUUCGAGCAAAACAAGCAUUAACACCUUUCCACUUACUUGCAAAUUGA